GGCAACACGCGUCUCUCCCUACUCCGCGCCCUUCGCCCGUGCUCGUCCUCACGUCUCGGCCAGGCCGCCGCCGCCCGAAGCUCUACCAGCAUGUCGGAAAAACUGCCCUACAAAGUCGCCGACAUCAGCCUGGCUUCCUGGGGACGCAAGGCCCUAGACAUAGCGGAGAAUGAGAUGCCCGGCUUGAUGCGCAUGCGCGAGAUGUACUCUGCCUCCAAGCCGCUGAAAGGGGCCCGAAUCGCCGGCUGCCUGCACAUGACGGUGGAGACUGCUGUCCUCAUUGAGACCCUGGUGGCCCUGGGUGCUGAGGUGCGAUGGUCCAGCUGCAACAUCUUCUCUACCCAGGACCACGCAGCAGCCGCUAUUGCCAAAGCUGGCAUUCCAGUGUACGCCUGGAAGGGGGAAACGGAUGAGGAGUACCUGUGGUGCAUUGAACAGACAUUGUACUUCAAGGACGGGCCCCUCAACAUGAUUCUGGACGAUGGCGGUGACCUUACCAACCUCAUUCAUACCAAGUACCCACAGCUCCUGUCUGGCAUCCGGGGCAUCUCCGAGGAAACCACCACUGGUGUCCAUAACCUGUACAAGAUGAUGGCCAAUGGCAUCCUAAAGGUGCCUGCCAUCAAUGUCAAUGACUCAGUCACCAAGAGCAAGUUUGACAACCUCUAUGGCUGCCGGGAGUCGCUCAUUGAUGGCAUCAAGCGGGCCACAGACGUGAUGAUUGCAGGCAAAGUGGCAGUGGUGGCAGGCUAUGGGGACGUGGGCAAGGGCUGUGCACAGGCCCUGCGGGGUUUUGGUGCCCGAGUCAUCAUCACUGAGAUUGAUCCCAUCAACGCCCUGCAGGCAGCCAUGGAGGGCUAUGAGGUGACCACGAUGGACGAGGCCUGCAAGGAGGGAAACAUCUUUGUGACCACCACGGGCUGCGUGGACAUCAUCCUUGGCCGACACUUUGAGCAGAUGCAGGAUGAUGCUGUUGUGUGCAACAUCGGCCACUUUGAUGUGGAGAUAGACGUCAAGUGGCUGGAGGAGAACUCAGCUCAGAAGGUCAACAUCAAGCCUCAGGUGGACCGCUACUGGCUGAAGAAUGGACGCCGCAUCAUCCUGUUGGCAGAGGGACGACUGGUCAACCUGGGCUGUGCCAUGGGUCAUCCCAGCUUUGUGAUGAGCAACUCCUUCACCAACCAAGUGCUAGCACAGAUUGAGCUGUGGACUCACUCAAACAAGUACCCUGUUGGGGUUCACUUCCUGCCCAAGAAGCUCGAUGAAGCCGUGGCUGAAGCCCAUCUGGGCAAGCUGAAUGUGAAGCUGACCAAGCUCACUGAAAAGCAGUCUAAGUACCUGGGAAUGCCCCGUGAUGGCCCCUUCAAGCCUGAUCAUUACCGCUACUGAAAGCUCGGCUCUCCAAUGGCCUUCCAGCUGCAGUCCUUGCCCAGGUCCUGCCGCUCAUCCCAAAGAGCAAAUGGCACCAACUUUGCAAAUAGUUUGUUGUUGUCUCCCAUUGAUUCUGUGGGGCUGGUCACUGUGUUUGGCCUCUGCGGCAUUCCUCAUACUGUUCCAAGUUAAUCAGGGGAAACAGAAGUCUUUGUCAAGCCCUGGUCAUAACGAGGGUUGAAGGGAGACACCCAGAAGGGACCAUGAGCUUGAGUUUUGGAAACUACUCACUUGGUCAGUCCUAGACCGGAAGGUCUGGUUACAGAGCCCAUGUGCUUUCCUGUCCAGUCCCUCACCAGGCCAGUGGACUUUAUCCCCUUGUUUUCGGUUUACAUUUUAGCAGUUUCAUCAGCCCAUAACAGAAAAAGGGAGCAGGGAGGAAUUGUGAAGUUCACGCUCCUGAGAGGCUGGCUUAGUGCCGGGCAUUCUCUUAAACCUCAGAGCUGUGAGGUUGCCACUUUUGAGUCCCUCUUUUCGGGGGGCUAGAAUAUACUGCGAAGGACCAGCCAAGCCCAGAAUGACUGCCAGAUAUUGAGGGACCUAAGUGAGGAAAGGGUAGAUGACGGUUUGCUGCCACUGUGACAUAAUGGCUCCUCUGAUGGGUCAAAAAAGUGGGUAGGUUUGUUUAUAAGGUUUAUAAUGUUAAAAGAAUAAGAAAGUUGGUUAAUAAACUUUUUGGUGCCUAAACAA
Molecule: messenger RNA, 2121 nt
Organism: Suncus etruscus (white-toothed pygmy shrew)
Lineage: Eukaryota; Metazoa; Chordata; Mammalia; Eulipotyphla; Soricidae
Gene: AHCY
Product: adenosylhomocysteinase
Exons: 10
Coding region: 91-1389 (432 amino acids)
Biological process (GO): L-methionine cycle
Cellular component (GO): cytosol
Molecular function (GO): adenosylhomocysteinase activity
Source: RefSeq, a predicted model, not a curated record